Musca vetustissima is the source of this 739-nucleotide messenger RNA. Its product is annotated as cuticle protein LPCP-23-like. The transcript is spliced from 5 exons. Lineage: Eukaryota; Metazoa; Arthropoda; Insecta; Diptera; Muscidae. The record is from RefSeq and is a predicted model, not a curated record. The coding region runs from base 1 to 684 and encodes 227 amino acids.
AUGAAAUUCCUUAUCUGCUUCGCUCUCUUCGUUGCUGCUGCUAGCGCUCAUGUUGUGGCUCCCGUAACCACCUAUGCUGCUGCUCCAGCUUAUACCACUUAUGCUGCUGCCGCUCCAGCAUACACCACCUAUGCUGCCGCACCUGCUUAUACCACCUAUGCUGCUGCAGCUCCAGUUUAUACCCGCUCCUUGUACUCAGCUCCUGCUGCCUAUACCACCUACUCGGCCCCAGCUGUUGUUUCAACUCAUUCUGCUGCUGUUGUUGCUCCAGCUGCCCCCGCUGUCUACACCACUUUGUUGAAGAAGAAGGUGGAAUUUCAUUACGCUCCAUUGCAAAGAACAAUCUUCAAAACACCACUCAAAAUGAAAUUCCUUAUCUGCUUCGCUCUCUUCAUUGCUGCUGCCAGCGCUCAUGUUGUGGCUCCCGUGACCACCUAUGCUGCUGCUGCUCCAGCUUAUACCACUUACGCCGCCGCAGCUCCUGCUUACACUACAUAUGCUGCUGCCCAUCCUGCCUAUACCACUUAUGCUGCUGCUGCUCCAGUUUAUACACGCUCCUUGUAUUCUGCUCCCGCUGCAUAUACUACCUAUUCGGCACCUGCUGUAGUUUCAGCACCCGCUGCUGCUGUUGUUGCCGCCCCAGCUGUCCCCGCUGUCUACACCACUUUGUUGAAGAAGAAGUGAAUUCUUUGAAAUUGGAACGAUUUAAUGAAAAUGAUCCCAUAACAAUGGUGUCCAA